Tachyglossus aculeatus (Australian echidna) is the source of this 2845-nucleotide messenger RNA. It is a transcript of the gene CMTM6, whose product is annotated as CKLF like MARVEL transmembrane domain containing 6. The transcript is spliced from 4 exons. Gene Ontology annotation, cellular component: membrane. Bases 89 to 658 code for a protein of 189 amino acids. The record is from RefSeq and is a predicted model, not a curated record. NCBI's taxonomy places the organism in Eukaryota, Metazoa, Chordata, Mammalia, Monotremata, Tachyglossidae.
UGUAUCGGGCACUGUACUGAGCGCUCGGGAGGUAGAAGUUGGCACUGUAUAGAGCGCCGCGGUGCCUCUCCAAGAGGGGGACUGGGCCAUGGAGAACGGCGGCGACCCCGCGGUCUACCGGGCCACCACGGAGGCGGCCCCCGGUCGCCCCCCGGGCCCCGGCAGGUGCGGCUGCGGCUCGCCGGCCUUCACCCUCAGCAGGCCCAACAGAAAACGCGGCCCGCUCAAACUCCUGCAGCUGGUGCUCUCGUUACUGGCAUUUAUUUGUGAAGAAGUUGUUUCACAAUGUACUGCCUGUGGAGGACUCUACUUCUUUGAAUUCGUAAGCUGCAGUGCCUUCCUCCUGAGUCUUCUUGUUUUGAUCGUAUAUUGCACUUCUGUGUAUGAUAAAGUCGAUGCCAAAAAAGUUAAGAAAUCGGAUUUUUUUAUUACUUUGGUAACUGGAGGUGUAUUUUUAUUGGCAUCAAUCAUUUUUGCUGCCACCAAUGACCAAACCUCAGCUGAAAUUGCUGCCACUGUGUUUGGGUUCCUUGCAAGUUUCCUGUUCAUAAUUGAUUUUUGUGUAAUGGUUUUUGAGAAACUGCAGAACUCUAAAAGGAGAAAAACUGAAAACAUGAAUGUUGCAGCAGUCAGCGAGCCACUCACUCAACAGAGUUGAACCUAUAAAGAUAUCGAGGACGAGGAGAUUUUUUUUUUUUGGCAAUUGACUUCCAGGUGGCAAAGGGAGCAAAAGUUGGAGGCACUGCUGAAAUUUUGAUUAUCCUUCAUGCCUCACAUAUAAUCUAUUUGGGUCAUUUGGGAGGAGGGAAAAGGGAAGGAGCUGGGUGGUUAGAUUUGAUCAGGGUACUACAACCAUUCUCUCUAAGUACUUAAUCCAAUAACUGCUUUUCAGUUUGGAAUUUUCAACAUUUGUUUGGUUUACUGUUGUUACAUUGCUGUUAAUGAUGUUUGCCUCAAUCUAAUCUCUCAAACCGAGCCUCUUCUGCACUUUUUUUUGUAAAAAAUUCAUCGACUUGUAGUUCUUCAACCAGUUUAAAGGCAAUAUAUGAGGCCCAGCUUCCACAUAACACUUUGAUGAUACUGUAAGUUGUGCAGUGUGACAUUUUAUUCACUCUCCCUUUUAUCCAUUCUACCUUUUUAUUGAUUGAUUUAAUCAGUAAAUCUUGCUUUUCACUAGAGAACCUAGAGAAGUCACACCGUGGAUAAUGCCUCUGUAAUUAUGUUUAUAACUUAUUAAAAAGGGAAAACCAUUUAUUGCUUGCUAGCUACAAGAGCUGCUUUUUCUCUUUUCAUAUCCGUAUGUCUCAAACUGUUUGUCCCUUAUAAAUAAGAUUCUACUGAGAAUAUUGUUAAAUUGAAAUAGUCCUGCCCUCCAUAUUGCAGUUGGCUGUCUUAUUAGAAAACAGUUCUUGCAAUUAGAGUUGGACAAAUUGAGCAGGCUGAGUUCCACAUCCUAAAGAUCAGAGGCAGAGAAGAGAUUCCUCAGUGGCCCAAAAUAAUAAGGAAACCUUCUAAAAAGUUAGUAGGGGCUACUUUACUUCCUCAAAUCCAGGUAUCAGAAAAACUAAUCUUGGAGACUUCUUGGAAAUCUUGGAGCAAAGGGGACAAUGUAGUAGAGUGACUAGAACAGAGUGAAUUAUAGCAAUCAUUGAUGGUUUUGGCACCUAAACACAAUUUGCAGCUUAUUCAUUCUGGUUCUGGGGGUGGGGAGGGGCUAAGGGACAGGGCAUCAGAUUCUGUGGCUCUUCUAUCUUAAAUGUACAAUGUUUUGAACAUUAGUUAGGGGUAAGGGUAUGCCAACAGAAUUGUCUGGUAAUGUAAAGCCUGAGCACAAGUCUAUGAAAGUGCUGGGAUUUGGCUUAAAAGAUGUGCUGAAAUUGCUCAUCUUUGUGCCUUGCAGACUGGGAAGAAAUACAAGUGGUUGGUUGUAUGUUUUUGGGGGUUUUUUUUCCCACACAUGUGCAAACCGUAAACUUCAAAGAAGCGGUGUGAAUUAGUGGGAGGUUGAAAAUGCCUGCCAGCUACUAUAGUUUAGAGUUUUGUGAGCUUCCCAGAUUGUAAAACAAUCAUGUUUGUAAAUUUAAUCAAAUUACUAGGUUACCUCUGGUAUUCUCCCCCCCCCCCACCCUUUAUAACAUUUGAUUUUACGGUUUUACCUUCCACUCAAUAGAUACCAAAAUAAUGGUUGUGAUAGUUUAAGACCUAAGUGUAUUUCCAUCUCCCAAGUAGUUUAGCUUACCUUCUUCACAUAAGUUAAAGCAUACCAGUUUAAAACACCAAAGUAUAAAAAAUAACAUUUUCCUUGAACUUGAUUUUUGAACCACUACAUGAAGGAAAUCAGAGGCUGAAGAGAUGUUGGGCAAUUUAUUAGAAUUUAAUAGAUAUUUCCUAUUGUGGGUCUUAAGAAUAACAGGUGUAUUUGUUUUUGUUCCUGCAUUAUGUUAAAGCACAUAGGCUGUUGAUUUAAUUAUCAGAAAUUCAGGUGCAUGGAUUAAGAAUUUUUCCAACACCGGAAGAAUCAGGGGGCAAUCCAGAGAAAGAGGUUGGGCUGGGAAAGGGGGACAGGGGGUGUGUGACUGUGAAGAGGAGUUGAUGAGGAAGAUGCAGGCAAGAUUUCAAGAUCCUUGAUGCGUGCUUUCUCCAGGCACCUGCCUCUCUUACCAUCUUGGCCAUGUCAUUGGUAGACCUUUUAUUUAAAACUUUUCCUUUCUGGGGAAAGGAGCUGCUAAAAGCUUUAGUGUACUUUGUAGAUCCUGGGUUUUUUUUUUUUUUCUUUAUCUAAACUACUGCUUUUAUAACAUCUACGCUAAUGUUACAGCUUUUUAAUAGAGCAAGUUGUGCUGCA